Molecule: messenger RNA, 519 nt
Organism: Angiostrongylus costaricensis
Lineage: Eukaryota; Metazoa; Nematoda; Chromadorea; Rhabditida; Metastrongylidae
Source: the annotation of a GenBank genome assembly
AUGGUCCGUGUCAACACCGAGUCACAACGUUGUAUUGUGCUGAACAUGGAUGCAAACGGAGUGGCUCGACUGAUUUUCGAGACUGAUCGCCGUACGUUUACUGGUAUUCUCGAGACGAGCAAUGGCGAAACAAUCUCCAUCAAUGGCAAAGUCACCGAAGGUGCUCCUGAACCGCACACAUGUUCUGAGCCGUACAUUAUGGACAUCUUCAUAGUUGACGGCGAAGCUGGUUCAUCCUUCAAGCUAAGUUCUGUCCACGUAUUCAUGAACGAUCUGCAGGUUUCAAUCGAAAACCCAGCGAUCAAAUUUUCCACUGAGCAGCGAUUUAUCGGAGCAAAAGCGGAUGUCGUUAUUCAGCAAUAUAUGCAGCCAAGUAUGACUGAUGACAAAAAGGAGGUCUACGUUGGACCAAUGAAAGUCCACGAAAUAACAGUUCACCAGUUCGUCUUGAAUAUUGGAACAACUUCGACUGAAGUGAAUCAAGACUUACAAUAUGCAUGGCCUCUUGAAUACCUCUAA